GUUUGGAUGGUUGUAUGAGUGAUCGCCAUGUCAAGUCAGCCAACAACGGCCACCCUUCUCAUCUGAUGUUGAGCAUGGGAUUGGCUUCUCCGUGCUAAGUUUGAAGGAGGCGGCAGCGGCGAGGGGCAUUGACUGCUUGGAAGACAAGGGGGGAGGGGGGCGAUGUCCGGGGCGCUCAUGACGAAGAUGCCCCGCUAAAAGCCGUAGAGAAAGUAGGAUAUUAUCCGCAACGGUUCCCAACACUCCCUUGGGCAUUCUUUCCAUUGAACUCUUUUCUGACACAUACCAACCUGCGACAAAUUCCCUCUCCGUCUUCGUUUUUGCUCCUUUCAUUGCAGCAAACAACUCAGGCGUAACUCGUUUUUUUUUUCUAUAUCGAUACCCCCUCAAAUCCUAAUAUCAUCAAAAUGUCCAACUCUCUUGAGCAGCUCAAGGCCACUGGCACCGUUGUUGUCAGUGACUCUGUAUUACCCUCGAUUGCGUCCUCCUCGAACGACGACAACUACCCCUCCGCCUUGCUUUUGGAUACAAUACUCACAUCUCUUCCAGCCAUUGCCAAGUACAAGCCCCAGGAUGCCACCACCAACCCCUCCCUGAUUCUCGCCGCCACCAAAAAGGCCGAGUAUGCCGCUCUCCUCGACGCUGCUGUCGAGAAGGCCAAGGCCGAGGGUGGUUCCGUUGACAGACAAGUCGACUCUGCUCUCGACCACCUCCUCGUCGAGUUCGGCCGCAAGAUUCUUGAGAUUGUCCCCGGCAAGGUCUCCACUGAGGUCGAUGCCGCUUUCUCUUUCGACACCAAGAAGUCCGUUGACAAGGCUCUCCACCUCAUCCAGCUCUACGAGAAGGCCGGUGUCUCCAAGGACCGCGUCCUGAUCAAGAUCGCCUCCACCUGGGAGGGUAUCAAGGCCGCCGAGAUCCUCCAGCGCGACCACGGCAUCAACACCAACCUUACCCUCAUGUUCUCUCUGGUCCAGGCUAUCGCCGCGGCCGAGGCUGGCGCUUUCCUGAUCUCCCCCUUCGUCGGCCGUAUCCUCGACUGGUUCAAGGCUGCCCACAAGAAGGAGUACAAGAAGGAGGAGGACCCCGGUGUCGCCAGCGUCAAGAGCAUCUUCAACUACUACAAGAAGUUUGGAUACAAGACGAUCGUCAUGGGUGCCUCUUUCCGCAACACCGGUGAGAUCACCGAGCUGGCUGGCUGCGACUACCUUACCAUUUCUCCCAACCUCCUCGAGGAGCUCAUGAACUCCUCCGAGGCCGUCCCCCAGAAGCUCAACGCCGAGGGUGCUUCCGCUCUCGAUAUUGAGAAGAAGACCUACAUCAACGACGAGCCCACCUUCCGCUUCGACUUCAACGAGGACCAGAUGGCUGUUGAGAAGCUCCGUGAGGGUAUCAGCAAGUUCGCUGCUGAUGCUGUUACGCUGAAGGAUAUCAUCAAGGCCAAGGUUCAGGCUUAGAUGGUUGAAGAGAGAAAAGGGUAAUGAUUAAAAAAUGAAUAAAUACACUCGGGUUUCAAGCACAAUUGCAGGUUAAAAAACUGGGAUGGAAUGACUUCUUUGAUGAGCAAUGGGCUGUUAGUUCAGUAAUUGAUUAAUGGCUUUUGAGGCAAUUUUGAUGUUUGUGUGUGGUGGUCGAGGCGGCGUGAGAGGUAAGAUUAGUGUGGUGGUGGCUGAUGACAUAUAAAUGCGUUUUGAGGUCGAUGAUCUUGAUAGUCUAAUAAGAACCUUUCGGUAUUAACAUCUCAUACAUAUAUGUAUCAUGCUGAAGACAGACUAUGGCGACAUCGUGGAACAUCACAGAAUACGAU
Podospora pseudocomata is the source of this 1804-nucleotide messenger RNA. It is a transcript of the gene TAL1, whose product is annotated as Transaldolase. The transcript is spliced from 5 exons. The coding region runs from base 408 to 1454 and encodes 348 amino acids. Gene Ontology annotation, biological process: carbohydrate metabolic process; pentose-phosphate shunt, non-oxidative branch; pentose-phosphate shunt. The record is from RefSeq and is a predicted model, not a curated record. NCBI's taxonomy places the organism in Eukaryota, Fungi, Ascomycota, Sordariomycetes, Sordariales, Podosporaceae. Gene Ontology annotation, molecular function: transaldolase activity. Gene Ontology annotation, cellular component: cytoplasm; intracellular anatomical structure.